GUGUGAUUUUAGAACGGGUUGCGUGGUUUUAGUUUGAAAAGCGUGGAAGUUGUUCAUUCACUUCAAUUUACUGAAUGAUAGUGCUAUCUUUUCACAUUAAGUUCACGUAAACAAUAUGGCGGAUAUAAUAGAUAACGACAACGACAACAGCAUUGACGUUUUUGCAACAAGUGUAUCAAACGAUGGCGAUUUAACAGUUGGAGACGAUUCUGCCGUUUUAGAUCAAUCUAAUGGAGCUGCCGAUGAAACGGACCCAGAACUGGAAGCAAUCAAAGCACGAGUCAAAGAAAUGGAAGCAGAAGCUGAGAAAUUAAAAGAAAUGCAAAACGAUGUGGAAAAACAAAUGACACUAAGCCCCCCAGCUUCUGCAACAUUUGCAUUUCCGACAAUAGAGGAAAAAGUGGAGGCAGAUUCGCGGUCUGUUUUUGUUGGAAAUGUGGACUAUGGAGCAACUGCAGAGGAGUUAGAACAACAUUUUCAUGGCACUGGUUCAAUCAACAGAGUUACCAUAUUGUGUGAUCGGUAUAGUGGUCAUCCAAAAGGGUUUGCUUAUGUCGAGUUUGCUGACACUGAGUCAGUUGAAACUGCAACUGCAUUGGAUGGAACUUUGUUCAGAGGGCGCCAACUGCAGGUAAAUCCAAAGCGAACUAACAAACAUGGCAUAAGUUCUUCUGAUAGAGGGCGCCCAAGGUACAGAGGAAGGGGGAGGGGACGUCAUUAUGCUCCAUACUAUGGAAGGCCAAGACGUGCAUUCAGAGGUCGUCCAAGAGGUUCGUGGUAUUCUCCCUAUUAGAGGAAUGGGUUUGCGCAAAUUUUAAAAUAAGACUGUGGAAAGCGUCGUUAUUCUGAAGUAAACUGUUGCUAUAGAUGAUGUUUUACUAGUAGAUGUGUGUGCAUAUUGUUUGCCCCACAAAUACCUACUUGCAACAAACUUUUUAGCAUCCUGUACUGCCAAUCAAAAGUCAGUUGAUUUUAAAAGAAAUUUUCACAAAAAAAAACAAUGAACAAAUUUUCUUUAAUGCGUUUUUUGGAAAUUUGGCGUUUUAAAUUUCACUUUCAUGUUUUUAUAAUAUGUUCGCCUGUUAAAAUUUCUUUCUUACUUUCAAUGUAUGAGGUGAGGUCUUGUUUGCAGUCGAAAUAUAUGAACUUUUACCAGCU
Molecule: messenger RNA, 1158 nt
Organism: Ciona intestinalis (vase tunicate)
Lineage: Eukaryota; Metazoa; Chordata; Ascidiacea; Phlebobranchia; Cionidae
Product: polyadenylate-binding protein 2-like
Cellular component (GO): nucleus
Molecular function (GO): poly(A) binding
Source: RefSeq, a predicted model, not a curated record